CUAUCUCGAUAUAAAGAUUUGAACGAAUCAAUAAUUAACCCCUUAGAGAGAUGAAAACUGCUUAUUGUAAUAAGUAAAAUAAAAUAGCUUCAGCAAGCGAAGCGUUCGCUCUCCGGAUAUCCGGUUUGUUCUUUAUUCGCGGGAGGCCAACCCGCAACCGGCGCAAUGGACAAAAGCAACACUGUAAAGCUGUUUGUUGGGAACCUGGCGCUUGACACAAGCCAGGAGGAGCUGUCUGCCAUCUUUGAACCUUAUGGCUCAGUAGUGAGUUGCAGUGUGCUCAGGCAGUUUGCCUUUGUCCAUCUGCAAGGCGAGGGAGCGGCAGCUAGGGCCAUCAAAGAACUUAAUGGCCGUGAGUUUCGCGGACGGAACCUGGUUGUAGAGGAAUCGCGAGGACGGCCACUGCACUCUACAAAGGUGUUUGUUGGAAACCUCAGUGGUAUGUGCACCACAGAGGACUUGCAGGAGCUCUUUCAGACCUUUGGCAAAGUACUGGAGUGUGACAAAGUUAAAGCCAGGCUCUCCUCUUCUGCAGGCUAUGCUUUUGUGCAUAUGGAGAAUAAGGAGGAUGCUCUGCGGGCUAUCGAGGCACUCCAUGGCACUUCCUUCAAGGGCCGUCCGCUCUCUGUGGAGCUUUCCAAAGUGCAGCCUAGCAAGCAAACUCCCACAGGCAAGAUUCCAUGUGUGAGCUGUGGGAAACAGGGCCACUAUGCAGGGGAGUGCCCCAUGGGCAAGCCUACACUGGAGCAGUACCAGAGUCAAGCUGCUGUGCUUGCUGCUGCAGCUGCAGCUGCUGCUGGACUGCCGCUCCAGGUGCAACAGAGCGUCCACAACUCAGUGUACAACACUUCGACCUUUGACCCUACGUAUGCUGCCCUCACAGGUCUGACAACUGGCAGUCGUACGGAUGGCACCCCUGUUAGCCCUGCUGUGUAUGGAGCUCUGGCCAGUCAAGUUUAUGGCACAGUGGCAAACCAGCUUUAUGGUUCUGUAGCCAGUCAAGCUUUGACAGCUGGUGCCACCCAGGUGUACAGCUCUAUGAAUACCCAGGGGUACACCCAGGUAACCAAUGACUCAGCUGCGGCUGCUGCAGCUGCUGCAGCUGCUGCUGCUGCAUACAGCAGUCAAAUGUACACUCCGACGGUGAGCAACUCUGUCUACUUGGACAGCGGACAGGUACCAUCUGCCACUGCAGCUGUGAAUCCGGCUUACAGUGUGGCACCUGCUCUCUACAGUGGGAGUCCAGCGUAUGGGUCCUUGGGAGGUACAGACCCUACAGCACAAGCCAUCUUUGAGGCAGCACGCGCCCACUACUUUGCACAAGGCCAACAGGUUUUGGCUGAACAGCAAGCUGGAUCAAAAUCAGGGGAAAGAGACCGGAGCCCAGUACGUCGCUCAGCUCCUCUUCUACCCGAUCCUGUCCCUAAGCCUUUCCUCUACCAGAGGCCCAAACGUAGAGCUCUCCUGCCCACACCCACCAGCAGGCCUGAAGACACUGCUGUACCAGAGGAAGAUGCCAUGGCAAGAUACUACGCGGAAUACUACCAGCAGUACCAACAAUACCAGCAAUACUCACAGUACCAGUAUGCCUACCCACCCCCCAGCCCAGUGCCCCCUGUGCCUGGCCAGCCUGCCACCCCUCUGGAUGCUCAACACCCAGCUGCUCCUGCUGCUGCCACUUCACCCAGAGUGUAUGAUCCGCCGCCCCCGCCGUCGUCACGCAAGGAGCCCCUCCUCCGCCGCCCCGACCUCCCCCUUCACACGCCAGAGCCCCCUUUCCGAUAGUCGCCUUCCUGGGGAGGGUGUGUGUGUUUGUGUGUCUGUGUCUAAGGACUGUAUCCCAACUUUGGUCCGCUGUCAUUUUACUUUGUGCAGUCAGAUCAUUUGGAUGAAACAUUUGCUUAUCCAAAUGGUGUCAACACUUAAAAAUUGCAUUACUCCUUUUUUUAAAGAUCGGAAUUUCAAGACUUACUUUGAGAAGUUGUAACUGAUAUGCUAGAUAUUUGGUUCCCCUUGAUAUAUUCAUACAGACCUUGUAUAAGCAGUGCAUGGAACAUGUUCUGAAUGUGCAUAGCUGUCUUUGUUUUCUUUUUUUAGUUUUUGGUCAAUAUGGUG
This is a messenger RNA of Scleropages formosus (Asian bonytongue), 2115 nucleotides long. RefSeq names its product RNA binding motif protein 14b (gene rbm14b). Gene Ontology annotation, molecular function: mRNA binding; zinc ion binding. NCBI's taxonomy places the organism in Eukaryota, Metazoa, Chordata, Actinopteri, Osteoglossiformes, Osteoglossidae. The transcript is spliced from 4 exons. The coding region runs from base 166 to 1785 and encodes 539 amino acids. Gene Ontology annotation, cellular component: nucleus. The record is from RefSeq and is a predicted model, not a curated record.